Molecule: messenger RNA, 1989 nt
Organism: Triticum turgidum subsp. durum (durum wheat)
Lineage: Eukaryota; Viridiplantae; Streptophyta; Magnoliopsida; Poales; Poaceae
Source: the annotation of a GenBank genome assembly
AUGACUGAACAUGGUUACAGCAUCAGCAACAGCAUACACUCCACUAUGGCUGCCACACCGGAGGAGUUGUUGGGCCUCGCCGAGCCUGCACCACUGUCCCCCUCCGUCUUCCUCGACCUUCCUCCGACGACCCAUGGUGACUCACAGAAUGACAUGGCCCUGGAAUACAUUUCGCGCAUGCUCACGGAGGAGGACAUCGUCGACAAGUUCUUCUACCACUACCCUGACCACCCGAAGCUCCUGCAGGCGGAGCAGCCCUUCGCCGAGAUCCUCGCCAACACCUCACCCGCCGCCGACCAGGAGUCCUUUGCCGACUCCACCUCCAUCUUGAUGCCCAGCCAAGGAAAUGACACAGACGUCAUGGUUUCUGGGUACCAGGUACAGGAUCCAGCCUUCUUCUUGAAUGACACAGGCACGGUGGAGCCCAAUGGUAUGGUGGUGUUUCCCAGCGAGAGCAGCACCAGCAUGGAAUUCUUCAAAGGCAUGGAGGAGGCCAACAGGUUCUUGCCCGCAGACAAUGUGAUGGUGGAUGGUAGGGGGCGUAAGAAGAGACCUGGCAUGGAUGGUGAGACGGAGGCAGGCUUGGGCAGGAGCAGCAAGCAAAUAAUGGUGGUGCUGCAUAGUGCCACUGCCUUGGAGGAGGAGGAGGAGGAGGAGGAGGCGGAAGCCACCGCGUUGGAGAUGUUGGACCGGCUCAUCCUCAACGGCUGCGAAGCGUGCCCGAGCGAGAUGCAGGAGGUAGUACGUGUCACCUGGGAAGACAAGGAGGACAAGGCAGCACGGCAGAGCAUCUCCAGGCGUGGGAGGCGCGGGGCGAGGCACACGGUGGUGACUGACCUAGAGACUCUGCUGGUCCGCUGUGCAGAAGCAGUGGCCAGCAACGACGUGUGCGGCGCGAGCAAGCUGCUGGAGCGGAUCAAGUAUCACUCAUCGCCGACAGGGGACGCCAGGCAGCGGCUGGCGCACUACUUCGCCCAGGGGCUGGAGGCACGGCUGGCUGGCACGGGGAGCCGACUGUACCGAUCGCUCAUGGGGAAGCGCACCUCAGCCCUGGAGCUCAUCAGGGCCUACCAUGUGCACACGGCCGCGAGCUGUUCGAUCAAGGUGGGGUUGCUCUUCUCCACCCACACCAUCUACAAGGCCGUUGUAGGGAGGAGGAAACUGCACAUUGUGCACUACGGCAUCAGCACCGGGAUUCAGUGGCCGGACUUGCUCCGGUUACUGGCGAAUAGGGAGGGUGGGCCACCACAAGUGAAGAUCACCGGCAUCAACACCCCUCAGCCCGGGCCCUGUCCGGCUGCUCUAAUGGAGGAGGCAGGGCACCGGCUCAACAAUUACGCGAGCCAGUUCGGCGUGCCAUUCGAGUUCCGCGCCAUCGCAUCCAAGCUUGAGGAUGUCCGGGCUGAGGACCUGCACAUCAAUCCAGAUGAGGUCCUGGUGGUGAGCAGCCUAUACGAGUUCAGGACCUUGAUGGACGAGAGCCUCACCUCUGACAUGCUAAGCCCAAGGGACAUGGUACUCAACACUAUCAGGAAGAUGAGGCCGUCUGUGUUCGUCAGUUCCGUCGUCAAUGGACCAUACAGCGCGGCCUUCUUUAUGACGCGGUUCCGCCAUGCGCUCUACUACUUCACGGCGUUGUUCGAUGUCAUGGAGACCACCAUUCCACGGGACAGCGACAAGAGACUUCUGGUGGAGCGGGACAUAUUUGCACGGUCCGCCAUAAACAGGAUCGCAUGCGAAGGCGCAGACCGGGUGGAGCGCCCUCAGAACUACAAGGAGUGGCAGACGCGGAACCAGCGAGCGGGGCUAAGGCAGCUGCCAUUGGACCCUGAUAUCGUUCUGAUGCUCAAGGACGAAGUGAAGAAUCGGUACCACAAGCAUUUCAUGAUCUGCGAGGAUCACCGGUGGCUUCUGCAAGGAUGGAAAGGCCGGGUGCUCUAUGCCCACUCCACAUGGGCAGCGGGUGAUCCUACUGGUUCUCUAGUGUGA